AUGGAUUCUUCACAAGAAUACACAGAUCUAAAGGUUUCCAAUUAAGCUUAAAAUAAUUCAACUUAAGAUGAAGUGGAACAUUUACUGAUUGAAAACAACAUGAACCAAGCAAAUAAGGAACUUUAACAUAAUGUCUAGCAUUAGAAUAAUAUUAAAAUAGAUCAAUCGAAUUAACAUUAGUUAAAAACCGAAUAGCAUUCAGAAAUUAUAAAUAUAAGUAAGGAUAAAGCAGAAAUAACCAAAUAAUUAGAUUACGUUCCUUAAAAUUAGAAUGACAGUGAUUCAAUAAAAUAGAAUUAGAACCAUUAAGAAAGAGUAGAACAUGAUAACCAUAAUUCAUAGUUUGUUGAAUCUAUAUAUGAGAAUGAUUCAUAACCACUCUAAAAAUUGGAAUAGGAAUAAAAAGCAGAUAAUGCAUAUUCUCAAUUUGAAAUUUUGGAUAAAUCUAAUGCUUAGUAAUUAAAUUAGCAAGAACAAAUAUAGAUUCAAUUAUUUGAUAAUAAACUCUAUUCAGCUUUAAACGAAUCCAAGGAAGAUUAAAAUUAAAUAGAACCUUAAUUAAUUUAGCCAACAUUAAAUUUUGAUGCACAAAUUAAUCCUUAAAGGGAAGUUAUUGAAGAGGAAGAAAAACAAGUUGAAGAAGGGGUCAUUAUUGAAGAAACAAAUAAAAGCUUUCCUGCUAGUAAUUCAUUCAAUUCUUAAGUUCAAAGUUCACCUUAAGUAAUAGAAAUAGAUUAGAAAUCAUAACUCAUUCUUUAAUUCUAAAAAUCUCUAGAUGAAGCAAUAUUUCUCAAAAACCAAGGAAACUAAUGCUUUCAGUUGAAAAUCUAUGGGAGAGCUAUUGAAUAAUAUAAUCUAUCUUUAGGAUUAUGCGAUCCAUAUUAUUUAAUGUAAUGUCCUGAAGAAUAACUUUAAUAAUUCAAGAAAUUACGAAUAAACUUGCUAUCUAAUCUAAGUGCUUGCUAUUUGAAUCUUGGAGAUUUUAAUUCUUGUAUCACUCAUGCUAAUAUUGCAAUCCAACUUGAUCCUUCCAAUUAGAAAGUUUGGUAUAGAAGAGCCAUAGCAUUUUAAUAAAAAUAAGAUUAUGAAGAAGCCUGGAGAGAUAUUGAUUAAGCGUGGAAUUUAGUGAAGAACACCACCUAAAAUUAAGAAAUAUUCGAAAAAAGAAAAGAAAUUAGAGAACUGUUAAGAUAAUCAAAUAAAGAAAGAGCCUAACUUUAUUAAACUAUGCUAAGCAAUACCAAUACUUAGAAUCAAACUGAUAAUAAAAGUACUGUAAAUUAAUCUAGAACUACUGAUUCGAAAUUAGCAACCAGUGAAAUGUAAUCAAGAUUCAACACCAAUUAAAAUAAUUAAGUAAGUUUUCGAUUUGCUGACAUUAUUUGGAAAACUACAGCUUCAGCCGUUCUUGCCUCUUCAAUUACUAAAUAUAUUUUGGAAGAACAACUCGACACAAAGGCGGGUUUAAUUGAAACUAUAGUAUUAAGUUCUACUACAGCAUCAUGUUUAUUCGCAGAAAAACAGUGGUAAAAACUUUGUUUUGCAACUGUCACGGCUGGAUUUUUAACCUUUGUUUUAUAUAGGAAAUCAACUAAGUGA
Paramecium tetraurelia is the source of this 1599-nucleotide messenger RNA. RefSeq lists its product as uncharacterized. NCBI's taxonomy places the organism in Eukaryota, Ciliophora, Oligohymenophorea, Peniculida, Parameciidae. Gene Ontology annotation, molecular function: protein binding. The transcript has 2 exons. The record is from RefSeq and is a predicted model, not a curated record.